GAUGUACUCGAGUUUUGUGCUUUAAGCCAUCAACACUUUCGCGAGUUCAACUUGGUGUUUUUAUUCUCUUCCGUCGACCUUUGAUUAAUAAAUUUGAACUUUCAAAAUGUGUGAUGAUGAUGCAGGAGCACUUGUCGUUGACAAUGGAUCAGGAAUGUGCAAAGCUGGCUUUGCUGGAGAUGAUGCACCACGUGCUGUCUUCCCUUCAAUCGUAGGCCGUCCACGCCACCAAGGUGUGAUGGUCGGCAUGGGACAAAAGGAUUCAUACGUUGGUGAUGAAGCACAAAGCAAACGUGGUAUUCUUACAUUGAAAUAUCCAAUUGAACAUGGAAUCAUCACCAACUGGGAUGACAUGGAAAAGAUCUGGCAUCACACUUUCUACAAUGAAUUACGUGUUGCACCAGAAGAACAUCCAGUUCUCUUGACUGAAGCUCCAUUGAAUCCAAAAGCUAAUCGCGAGAAGAUGACUCAAAUUAUGUUCGAAACUUUCAACUCACCAGCUAUGUAUGUUGCUAUCCAAGCUGUUCUUUCACUUUACGCUUCCGGUCGUACAACUGGUAUCGUCUUGGAUUCAGGAGAUGGUGUUUCACACACUGUUCCAAUCUAUGAAGGUUACGCUUUGCCACAUGCCAUCCUUCGUCUCGAUCUUGCUGGUCGUGACUUGACUGAUUAUCUCAUGAAGAUUUUGACUGAACGUGGAUAUUCAUUCACAACAACUGCUGAACGUGAAAUUGUUCGUGACAUCAAGGAAAAGUUGUGCUAUGUUGCUUUGGACUUUGAACAAGAAAUGGCCACAGCGGCUGCUUCAACUUCACUUGAAAAAUCUUAUGAGUUGCCUGAUGGACAAGUCAUCACCAUUGGUAAUGAACGUUUCCGUUGCCCAGAAGCUCUCUUCCAGCCUUCAUUCUUGGGAAUGGAAUCAUGCGGAAUCCAUGAGACCGUCUACAACUCAAUCAUGAAGUGCGAUGUUGAUAUCAGAAAGGAUUUGUACGCCAACACCGUUCUCUCGGGUGGUACCACAAUGUAUCCUGGUAUUGCUGAUCGUAUGCAAAAGGAGAUCACUGCCUUGGCUCCAUCGACCAUCAAAAUCAAGAUCAUCGCUCCACCAGAACGUAAAUACUCAGUCUGGAUCGGAGGCUCCAUCUUGGCUUCACUUUCCACCUUCCAAACGAUGUGGAUCAGCAAACAAGAAUAUGACGAAUCUGGCCCAGGAAUUGUUCACCGCAAAUGCUUCUAAACAGUUCAAAUCUCAACCACGAAAACUAACCGAACAAUUAAUGCACACAAAAUCUGCCUUUGACGAUCAACUUUCUUGGCUUAAACAUCUUUUAAUUCUCUCUCUCAAAUCAUUCGGUUAUUUUCCUUUGUUCUCGAUGUUGAUGGAAGCACAAACAUUUUUAUUUUCGUUGUUGUUGUUUGUAACGCAUAAAAAAAAUUCUACUAAUGGUUAUUUAAGAUUUUUACUAAAAAAAAUUAAAAGAAAAGACACGAACAUGUUCAAAUUCAAUUAAAUUCAUCUCGUAUGCGCGAUAAAUUCAAAUUGAAUUCGCCAUGACUAACCUACAGCUGCAAUUAAUAAAAAGCUAUUAAUGCCAAAGCGAUGUAUCAAGAUAAUUAUAAAAUAAAAUAUUUAAGAUGUCUCACUUCGAAAUCAUAAAACAUCACGAUGCCAACGCAGCAGCAAGCAAAGUUCGCUCAAUCGAAAAUAAGAUGAAUUUAUGAGACCAGAAAUUUUAUUCUGAUGCAAGAAUAAAUACCAACAUCUCAAUUUUCUUGAAUUUCUUCUCUCAUAGAUAUUUUAUUUACUUGUCGUUACGUAAAUUAUAAAUGAUUUAUUACAAAUGAUAUAAAUAAAGUCAAAUUUUUGUGAAAUAA
Molecule: messenger RNA, 1875 nt
Organism: Clunio marinus
Lineage: Eukaryota; Metazoa; Arthropoda; Insecta; Diptera; Chironomidae
Source: the annotation of a GenBank genome assembly